GGUACCCGGCCUUUUGGAGGGCCAGGAAGCCACUAGGACCAGAAGGCUCCAGAACCCCGCUCAGAAAGAAGCGGCGCUCAUCCAGCGAAGGGAAGUCGGGGGCCUAGUGUGGGGCAGGGAGCCGGACAGGGGCCGGGGUUUCUGCCCUCACAAGCUGUGAUUUGGGACUCCCUAGACCAAGAACCGCUCCUGGCCUGGCGUGGCUCUGCUCUGCUCUGGUCUGGAGGUCCUGGAGAUCCUGGAGAUGUGGGCCGCCCAGGUGCUUUGGGGAAGCCUUGGCCUCCUGCGUAUAGCCUGGUGUCUUCUCCCACAGGCGGGUUACUUGCAUCCAGAUGAAUUCUUUCAGUCUCCUGAGGUCAUGGCAGAAGAUGUCCUGGGCCUGGAGGUCUACCGUCCCUGGGAAUUCCUCCCCAGCUCACCCUUGCGAACAGUCCUCUUCCCGCUGUUGACCACUGGCUCUGUGUUCUGGCUGAUGGAGCUAUUGGACAAGCUGGGCCUCUGGCCAGGCGCGAUCAGCAGCUACACCCUCCUGGUGGGGCCCCGCCUGGUCUUCACAGCUCUCUCCUUCACUCUGGACUGGGGGGUGUACCGGGUGGCCCCGCUCUGGGGAGCCGAUCCCUGGCAAGCCCUGGUCCUGCUGGCCGGCUCCUAUGUCACCCUGGUCUUCUACACGAGGACCCUGGCCAACGCUAUCGAGGGGCUUCUGUUCAUGUGGCUUUUGGUGCUGGUCUCUCCGGGCACAGACGGGAAGCUGUCUCCGCGGCUUGGGGGGCACAGCUGGCUGCUGGGUGCUGUGGUGGCCGCGGGCUUCUUCAACCGGCCCACGUUCUUGGGGUUCGCCUUCCUGCCGCUGCUCUUCUGGUCCAGCGGCCGAACCACGGUGGUGCCUCUGAGCACGAAGGCCCUGGUCCGCAGCAUGCUGGAGCUGCUGCCUGGGGCCACGCUGGUGGCUGCCCUGUUCGUGGCUGCCGAUACAUGGUACUAUUCCUCCCGGCUGGGGCUGGGCCCCCGCCUCGUCCUGACUCCUGUCCACUUCCUCAGCUACAACCUGGACCCCCAGAACCUGGCGCAGCAUGGCACACACCCCCGCCUCACCCACCUGGCCGUCAACGGGGUCCUGCUCUUUGGGGUUCUGCACGUUGCAGCAGUAAUGGGCGCGUGGAAAGUGCUGAAGGAAAGCUUGGCCUCCGUGGCUCGUCUUCAGGCUCCCUGGACUUUCCCGGACAAGAGGACCGUCCUCCUCCUCUUCUACUUUGUCCCCCUGGCCCUGCUCUCUCUCUUCGGCCAUCAGGAACCUCGGUUCUUGGUCCCUCUCCUGGGGCCCCUGACCCUGUUCAGCAGCCAGAAGGGCCGGGGGGUCUCCCCGUGGAGAACCGCCUCGGUCAUUCUCUUCAACGUCCUUGGGGCCCUGUUCUUUGGCUGCCUUCAUCAGGGUGGCCUCGUCCCUUGCCUGUCCCAUCUGGAGCAGAGCAUCCACGCCCCGGCUCCCAACGGGCAGCCCUCCCACUACACCCUGCUCUUCAGCCACACCUACAUGCCGCCGCGUUACCUCCUCGGCCUUCGAGGGCAAGAGCCGCCCGUGGAGGUCAUUGACCUGGGAGGGGCGGAGAGCCAGGCCUUUUGCCAGACCCUCGACCAGCUAGCCAGCCAGCCCAUCUGCGACAUCGCUGGGGGCGAUCGGCUCUGCCGGAUUUUUGUUGUCAUCCCUGGGACAGCCAGGGAGGCUGCAGCCGCCUGCCCCUUCUCCCUGAGGAAUGAGAUGCGGGUGUUUCCCCACUUGACUCUGGAGGACCCGCCUGGGCUCUCUGCCCUGCUGAGCAGCCGCUGGAGGGAUUCCCUUGGCCUCUACAUCCUAGAAGUGGGCGAGCGGAGGGAGCAGAGGCCCUUCUGAAAAACGUCUUGGCUCCCCCCUCCCCAAAAGCUCCUUUGUCUGAUAAGACUGGACAAGUCCCUGGGGACACUCAGGCAGACUGAACAGCAUCCACGAUGUGGAUGACCAAAGCAGGAGUCCAUCCCGGUCAUAGGCCAAACCAAGCCAAAGAUAACUCUGUUGGCCAAGCUUGGCCCCCUGGCCACAGGCUGCACCCCGAAGCCCUCUCCAGAUGGUGUUCAUUUUGGGUGCCACCUUCAGGAGAGGUAUAGACUGCUUGAAGCUUGCCCUAAGGAGGGUGCCCAGGGUGGUGAGGGGACUUGAAGCCCUGUCAUGUGAGGAUAAAUUGAAGAAACCUAGAAUGUU
Molecule: messenger RNA, 2236 nt
Organism: Trichosurus vulpecula (common brushtail)
Lineage: Eukaryota; Metazoa; Chordata; Mammalia; Diprotodontia; Phalangeridae
Gene: PIGZ
Product: phosphatidylinositol glycan anchor biosynthesis class Z
Exons: 4
Coding region: 245-1891 (548 amino acids)
Biological process (GO): GPI anchor biosynthetic process
Cellular component (GO): endoplasmic reticulum membrane
Molecular function (GO): alpha-1,2-mannosyltransferase activity
Source: RefSeq, a predicted model, not a curated record